AUUUGUUUGUGUGUUGGAGCAGCCUGAUGAGGGUGGAAAACUAAAGCAGACUUACAAACCAAGAGCAAAAUAUUAAGAAUGAGAUUGAUUAACUACUGGAAAAACUUUUCUAAGGAUGUCAUGGGUUUUUCAUUAUACUGUGUUGCCCUGUCGAUAUGAGUUACUUGUGCAAAGUAUAUGCUACAGGUCCAGCAGGAGUUCUGUGUAUCGUUAGAAACGAUUGUCCAAUUGAUGAGACUUUGUUGUAAUGAUCCCUCUUGACGAUAAAAAAACUCAAAAGCCUGUGACAGCCAUUGAGUCUGGUUGUUUGUGAUUCGAUAGAGCAACAGACUGCGAUCCCCUAAGUGGUAGAUUUGAAACUGACAACGAUUUUCAUAAAGGGGACUACCAAAUUGCAGAGACACAUUCCACAGAAGUGUACGCGCUGCCAAUCCGGCAGCCAAUAUAAAGUGCCACGAUGAAUUAGCAAGCUCAGAAAGAAUUAACCCAUCAAUAAAAUGACAGACAGACUUGGUACAUUUCAAAGCAGCUGGUCAGAUCUCAUGGAAUUUCUUGGCUGCUACAUGUUCAGUUAGAGAGAAUGAAAUAGUGGGGAAGAGCCCAUGAUUACCUUGUAGUGUUUCACUGGAUGCCUAAGAAGAGCAGAUGGGGACAGUGAUCAAGUGGAUAAGUCUGUCACUGGGUUUGAAAAGUCUGGCUCUCUGUGUCACUGCAACCCGGUGACAUCCUGCUUUCUGUGAGGCACCAAGGGAGGGGACUGCAGCGCUGGACCUCCUGUAAAAACAGCAAAAACAGGAGUGGCGGGAAGUGUCACGUGUGAGGAAUGUGUGGAAUGAGGGGACAACUGAAAAGCCAAUGUCAGGACACCAUAUGAUCCCUGAUAUCCCUGGGGAGGAUUACUUCGUGGAGGGCUGUGAAGAGCUGUGUGCCCCUUGAGACCUGCCAGAUGGAGCUGCUGAAGGGAUUGCCAUGGCGCCGUGCAUUCCUGGCUGUCAUCCUGAACCUCCUGGCUCUCAGCCUCUCCACCACUGCCUUGCUCAGCAGUUACUGGUGCACCGGGACCCAGAAAGUGCCCAAGCCUUUUUGUGGGAAGAGCAAGGCCACCAAGUGCAUCGGUGUCCCUAUGCCAGCUGACGCAGGUGCUGGCAAUGUCUCGUCCCAGGAUGUGGUGCACUACAGCUGGGAGACCGGAGAUGACCGCUUUGCCUUCAGAUACUUCCACACGGGAAUGUGGCUUUCCUGUGAAGAGAGCAUGGAAGGGCCAGAAGAGAAAUGCCGUAGCUUUAUUGAGCUUUCACCACCAGCAGAGAGAGGAAGUCUCUGGUUCCUGGCAGGAAUCCUGUGGCUGUCACUGGGAUCAGAGAUGCUAUAUAUCAGCUUACUGCUCAUCAGCUUCAUCCUCCUGAUGGUGGAAGUGCUGCAUACUGGCAAUCCUGUCUGUGGGUUGAAGCUCAAUGCCUUUGCUGCUGUCUCCUCGGUGCUCUCAGGUCUCCUUGGGAUGGUGGCGCACAUGAUGUACACUCAAGUCUUCCAGGCAACAGUUAAUCUGGGGCCAGAGGACUGGAGACCGCACUCUUGGGACUAUGGCUGGGCAUUCUACAUGGCCUGGGCCUCCUUCACCUGCUGCAUGUCCUCUGCUGUCACCACUCUCAACACGUACACCAAGACAGUGCUGGAAUUCAAAAGGAACCACAUCAAGGGCUAUGAUGGAUGCUUCAAGGAUCAGCCUCAGCAUCACCAGUGCUUCAUACAGCAGCAAAUAAGCAGCUACUACGAGCCCCAAGGCAAGCCCCUCCGUUCAGUCUCUGAGGGAGUCAACUUCUACUCUGAGCUGCAGCAGAAAGUGCUACAGCAGGAACCAGAGCUGGAGCUGGAUGAGGUUCUGGGACAGAUGAUCGGGGAGGAUCGCUGUUAGGGAUGAGUGCACAGGGGCACAGCAGUGGCGUUUGGGAGACGCAAGAGCUUGGAACCAAACACUAGCACCACUGUUAGCAAGUUCUUGGAGAGCUCUUGCUUCCUCUGUGGUUUGAGGAGCGAGAAGGUGGGCAGUGAUGCAGAGCAACUGCAGUGCAACAGUAGCAGGGUGGGUCCUCCCUGAUCACCAUUUGAUGGGUGUCCUCAGCUGGGAAGGGUGAAACAGGAGGGAUGUGGUUUUGAUGCCAGCUGUCUCCAAGCUCUUUGAGAGCUGAAGCAGACAUCCUAAUCCCAACAGUAUUUGACCUGGAAACAGAUAGACAGUGCCAACCAGAUGGCAAAUUGCAGUGCUGGCCCUCCUUGGGUGGUGUCACAUUGACCUUCCAACAACCCCCUUGGUUCAGUGCUAUGGUGAAGGGCAUCGGUGCUCAUAUUGAUUGGCUGUAAUCCUCCCUGAACACCCUACCUGUUCUUCAUUUGCAGGCCAAACCUCCUCCCUGCCCUCAGAUUAAAAAUACUGCUACAGUAGGAAUGGGGUGGUUGCUUUCAGCCACCUUGUCCUCUUUCCUAUCUGUAAUGACUCCCACAUGCUCCCUUCUUGCUUUCUUCUUCCAACAUCUCCCAUUCUGGGGUACCUUCCUGUCUGUCUGCCUCUACUGUGCUUCUCCACAGCCUUUAAGAAUCCUUGGCCAGGCUUUUGCUGUUUUAUUUUGUUUCUCUCGAUCUGUCUCACUUUCCCCAUUGUAAAAAUAUCACAGAUAACCCCCAAAUCAAGUAAAACUCCUGUCUCUCAAAGAUGAAACACUGUUUCACACGGACAUAUGAUGCUGUACACAGUAUUUAUUUGCUCCACUGCAGUUCACAGUUCAAAUACAUUUUCCCAACAAUA
Molecule: messenger RNA, 2803 nt
Organism: Colius striatus (speckled mousebird)
Lineage: Eukaryota; Metazoa; Chordata; Aves; Coliiformes; Coliidae
Gene: GSG1
Product: germ cell associated 1
Exons: 8
Coding region: 947-1915 (322 amino acids)
Cellular component (GO): plasma membrane
Source: RefSeq, a predicted model, not a curated record